AUGGAUAUACUCACACUUCUCCAAUCUCCACAGAGCUAUCUGUGGGCAUUGCUGUUGGGUGUUGUCCUCCAUCUGGCCUUGUUUCGCUGGGGCGAAUGGGACUUGUCUGCGCCAGCUUUGAUCACGUCCUUUUGCACCACACAGUUACUUCUCAUUGGAUUUCUGACCGCCUAUGCGCCGUCAUUAACAGCCACCCUACUCGCCGUACUCCAUGUGUCAGCUCUCGGUAUAUGCGUUCUCGUGGGCACGUUCACUAGCAUGUUUAUAUAUCGUGGAUUUUUUCAUCGACUAUCCAAAUUUCCUGGCCCUUUCUGGGCACGGGUGUCUACCCUAUACCCGACGUCCCUUUCCGUCAAGUCCAAGUUGCAUCUUUAUGAAGAGGUUCAAGCCUUGCACAGACAAUAUGGGGAUUUUGUGCGACUCGGACCGAUGGAGUUGUCGAUUGCUGAUCCACGCGCCGUUCUAGCAGUGAACUCAGCGCAAACUCCCUGCACUAAAGGACCCUGGUACAAUGGAAUGCGACCACGAGUGGCCUUGCAAAACAGCCGAGAUAAGCAAGAGCAUGCACAGCGAAGGAAGGUCUGGGACCGAGGAUUUGGUGCUAAAAGUCUUCGCGAUUAUGAGCCCCGCGUAGUCUCAUACACGACUGGCUUGAUGAAUGUAAUUGAGGCUCAAAAGGGCAAACCAUUCAACAUCAGCGACUGGUUCAACUUUUACAGUUUCGAUGUCAUGGGCGACCUCGCGUUCGGUAAAUCUUUCGAUAUGGUCAAGAACGGCGUCAAACAUUACUUCAUGAACUCACUCAAGACGAGUAUGACCAUGGGAGGCUACUUUAAACAUGUGGUUUGGAUAGCACCGAUAUUCAGAUCGAUUCCGAUCCUCAAUUACGAGCAUAAGAGAUUCUGGGAUUUUGUGAACAGCCAAGUGGAUGAGAGAAUGAAGAUGAAACCCGAUAAACCGGACGUUUUCUCAUAUCUGCUGGAAGAAUAUGAAAAACAGGAGCCGAAAGCAGCUCAGGGCCUUUUGAAUCUUCAAGCCGAUGCCUAUCUGAUUGUCGUCGCUGGAAGUGACACUACCGCGUCGACGCUGACCACCCUCUUCUUCCACCUGGCAACCGAACCGCAUCUACUGACUGAGCUUCGGAAACACGUGGAUCAACUGUUUGAGAGCGGUGAAGUCGAUUCGAUCGCCCUAUCGAAGAGCAAACACUUGGAUGCUGUCAUCAACGAGGCAUUGCGUCUCCACCCUCCCGUGCCUUCGGGCGUGCAGCGAUUGACUCCCCCUGAAGGCAUGAUGAUCGGCGACACCUUUGUUCCUGGGAACACGAUUAUAUAUCUUCCCUUCUACACUUUGUUUCGAGAUGAGCGAAAUUUCCGGAGACCAGACGAAUUUAUUCCCGAACGAUGGACCACUAAACCAGAGCUGACCGUGGAUGCUUCGGUGUUUGUUCCGUUUUCGUACGGCCCAUAUAGCUGUAUUGGCAAACAGCUCGCCUUGAUGGAGCUUCGAUAUGUCACGGCUUACAUAGUGCAUCAGUACGACUUCGCCCUGGCCCCAGGGGAGGAUCCAGCCAAGUUCACUCGGGACAUGACGGAUGGCUUUACCCUGGCCUGCCCACCUCUUAACUUUAUCUUCACCGAAAGGAAAGCGGCUUGA
Molecule: messenger RNA, 1656 nt
Organism: Fonsecaea erecta
Lineage: Eukaryota; Fungi; Ascomycota; Eurotiomycetes; Chaetothyriales; Herpotrichiellaceae
Exons: 7
Coding region: 1-1656 (551 amino acids)
Molecular function (GO): heme binding; iron ion binding; monooxygenase activity
Source: RefSeq, a predicted model, not a curated record